This is a messenger RNA of Stylophora pistillata, 4137 nucleotides long. RefSeq lists its product as uncharacterized. Lineage: Eukaryota; Metazoa; Cnidaria; Anthozoa; Scleractinia; Pocilloporidae. Gene Ontology annotation, cellular component: membrane. The record is from RefSeq and is a predicted model, not a curated record. Gene Ontology annotation, molecular function: protein binding; calcium ion binding.
GUCCCGAGAUGGGAGACCAAUACUUGGUUACUGUUGUGCCAGACUUUUCGUCAUGUAAUGUUUUGGAUGACGGGACUGAGAACUGCGAGUAUGAUCCUUACACGGUAUUCAUAAGCAGGUCAUCGCUACUAAGAUCUGGCGAAUAUUACCUGGGUAUCAGGAGUUAUCAGGCAUCAAAUGGUACGCAGUCUCGAGUGCGGAGAUCUUGUUCCGAUGGUGCUCGAAUCAAACGCUCUUGUAUAAGAUAUAAAGAUCCUCCACCUCGACCAACGACUGAUCCACGGGGGGAAUACACUCUUCAAAUACCCAACUUUGAUGCUGAUAACGACGUCAAUUAUACAGUUAAUAGUUUUACAUCACCAUGUAAAUACUGGAACGUCAAGAACGAGACAUGGGCUUCCAAGGGAUGUAAGGUUGGGAACAAGACUCGAAUUGACCGAGUCCACUGUCUAUGUAAUCAUCUGACUUCUUUUGGAGGAGGGUUCAUCCAAGCUCCAAAUCCUAUAGACUUUGAUAAAGUGUUCGAGGGCUUCAAAAAUUUGUCUGAUAAUGUUGCUGUACUGGCAACUAUUGUGACAGCAUUCGCCAUCUAUAUUUUGAUGGUGGUGUGGCUGAGAAGAAUGGACAAGCGGGAUGAAGUUAUUGGAAUUCCUACGACGAUAGAAACCCACGAGGGUGUACCCCAAAACGGUUAUGAGAUUAUAAUCCAAACUGGCUCAUGGCGAGGUUCUGGUACAACGGCCAAUGUCUUUAUAGUCCUGGUAGGUGAGGGUGGCGAAAGCAACCCCAUUGCUUUGAGGGAUGAAAACAAGUCUCUAUUCACCAGAGGGUCGACGAAUGAAUUCCUUGUAUCACUUCCUGAUAAUCUUGGGAAAUUGUUGUACCUUACAGUAUGGCAUGAUUUGUCAGGCAUAAAUUCUUCUUGGUAUCUCAGUUACGUCAUUAUUCGCGAUAAUAAAACAGGGGAACAGUAUAUUUUCGCAUGUGAUCAUUGGCUCGCCUUGGAGAGAGGAGACGGCUCUGUAAGGAGGGUUCUGCUAGUUAGCGACAAAAAGGAACUAACAAGUUUUGGGGUCCUUUUUCGCACUAAGACAUCGAAAGACAUAUUUGAUGGCCACCUUUGGAUCUCUGUUGUUGGUAAACCCUCAAAGAGUAACUUUACACGUGUCCAGAGAUUGACUUGCUGUAUGUCGCUUCUAUUUAGUGCUAUGAUAACAAACGCAAUGUUUUACAACAUUGCAAACAGGCCUGACGAAUCCACUGUUUCCAUUGGACCACUUACAUUGAGUCUCAAGCAAAUCAUUAUUGGAAUUCAGAGCAGUCUUAUUACACUCCCAAUCAACAUCAUAGUCUUACAGAUAUUUCGAAAUCUAAAGCUUAAGAAAACAGCUAGUUCAAAAUAUAGAAGGCCAUGUUCCUUCCGAAGAAACGCAGUGUUUGUCAGUGAUGAGUGGUCGGACAAAGAUGUUCCAGUAAAACCAAACCAGGAAGCUUCAGGGGGACGCUUACCUCACUGGUGGAUCUACAUCGCAUAUCACCUGUGUUUUCUCAUAGUGAUGACUUCCGCCUUAUUUACUUUGUUUUACAGUAUGCAGUGGGGAAAGGAGAUAUCCAACAAGUGGCUGUCAUCAAUGCUUAUCUCAUUCUUCCAGGACGCAUUUAUAACACAACCCCUAAAAAUCUUCCUUGCUGCCUUAGUUGUCUCAUCCAUUUUGAAGAAACUACCCAGUGACUUAACAGUAGGCUCAUCUGCGAGUAGGAAAACAAGCAGCGUAGACGCCAAACCAAACUUAUUUGACAGAGAAGAGGCAAUUAAACGACAAACCUACAUAUCUGAACCUCCAGACGAGACUCUAGUGGAGAAGGCCAGGAAGUACAAAUUGAACGAGAUGAAAGCUCUCAGGAUACUGAAAGAAAACUUCUUACAUCUGCUAUUUUUGUCGUCGUUGCUGGUGAUAAGUUAUUCUAUGAGAGACCCAGACGCUUUCGCUCAGAGCAGACAUCUCAGAAACGUGUUCGGUGAACAGACUAACGAUAUCCAGAGUCUUUGGUCUUUCUUGGAAAAUGGUUUGUUACCUUUUGUCUUUGACAAGAAGUGGUAUAACGGUGAUGAGGACAAAUCAGAUGGCUUCACUGACGACAAGUACUUGUAUGUUAUUGGUAUGCCACGCCUUAGACAACUCAGGUCCAAGAAAGGAAACUGUACAAGCGAAUACUCUAUAGACCUAAACAUGAGCUGCAGUGGUUCUUACUCCAUUAUCGAUGAGGAAAAAGACUUCUAUUUACCGGGAUGGAUAAAAAACUCCGACAUGAGCUAUUCGGCAUGUCCGGCUUCGUGGCGAUAUCAAACAGCUUUAAAACUGGACGGACUGCCUUUUUGGGGCAGCAAAGCGAUUUACAGUGGUGGAGGAUAUACUGCUGACCUGGGUUACUUCAUGGACCAGGCAAGAAAAGCGAUGAGCGAUUUACAAACCUACAACUGGUUUGAUGAGUACACACGUGCAAUCUUUGUCGAGCUUACUGUGUUCAAUGCUCCAGCCAAUAUAUUCAGCAGUGUUACUUACUUGGUGGAGUUUGCGGGUACUGGGGGUUCUUCAACGCACUUGAAAGUUGAUACUUUCCGCCUAUAUCAGCACAUCGGUCCGUGGACUAAAGUGGUUGCAUUUUGCGAGUUUGUGGCCGUUGUGACUGUUGCAAUAGUUCUCUACGUUACUUGCAGGAAGAUAGUAAGGGAAAGAAAAGGAUUUUUCAAAAAGGCUUGGAAUGUUGUUGAUGUUGCACAGAUUGGGUUAUCCAUCUCUGCUAUAGCAUUGUUCUUCAUCCGACUGAUGAACACAAACUGGACUAUCGAAAAAGUUCAGGAGAACCCAUUUAUAUUCGUAAGCUUUCAUUAUGCAGUGAAGUGGGACGAAGUUAGCAUUUAUGUUAUGGGUGCCAUUGUAUUCAUUGCUACCUUAAAGUUUCUCCAAUUGCUGAGUUUUAACCGUCACAUUGCUGUCCUUUCGCAUACAAUUUCUCGUGCCGCAGCAGAGCUGCUACCACUAGGAAUGCAAGUGUUACUUACUAUUUUUGCUUUUAAUAUCUUUGGUUACGUUGUUUUUGGAAGUGAGAUCGAAGGAUUUAGUAACUUUUUCACGACCUGUGAAACUACACUGGCUAUGACACUAGGAAAGGCAUACUUUAUGGAGCUGAGUGAUUCGGAGGCUAUACUGGGGCCAUUGUUUUUUGCUCUGUUUGUGAUAGCUAUGCAAUUUUUUCUUAUCAACAUGAUCCUGGCCGUCAUAAUGGACACUUACAAUGACGUUAAUGCUGAGAUUGGCGAGAAGUCUUCCGAGUACGAAAUGGCUGAUUUCCUAUUAUCUUAUUUGAAGUCUUCCUUUGGUAGUCACUCUGAGUUUAAAGCUGGAAACGAAGUCUGGAGGAGAUCUGGAGGGAAUGGAAACGGAACCGUGAAAAGUAAAAGUGUUAAAGAAAAUCUUCUUGUUCUCAAGAAGCAACGUAAAUUACUUAGGGAAAGGCUAAAUUCCUUGCACAAUUUGGACAAAGAUGUCGCUGAUUCGGAGCUUUCCUUUGUAGAGCAGUGGCAUGCCAUCUCCAUUUCUGGUUAUUGUGAGGCGGAUGCGAAGAUGUUAGAAGUGAUGACGUUCUACCUAGGCCGCGAACCCAAAUUGUCUUUCGAACUUAAUGUUUCAGAUCGUAACGAAGCCGACGCACUUGCAUAGCUGGGGACAUGAUGAUGCUUACUGUUUGGAAUGACGGAAAAACUCGAAGCUGUAUGCAUUUUGUCGAAGUUGUAGUUUUUAAAGCGCUUGUAGAUAAUGUUUUGAUUUCACUGAUAGUUAUUAAUAUUCAUUGAAAAGAUAUUGACAAUUGCCGGAUUCCGAGAGUCAAGCUUAAGAUAUUUUUGUCAAAAAUUGCGAUUUAUAGGGCCAGUGUCGGUUAGGAAGGUAUUACUAAAUUAUACGUCUCUUAAAACUACUGUAUUUGAAGGUGAAAGUGAAAGGUUUAGGUGAAAGGUUUAUACGAUACCUUAAUAGCAGCAUGGGCUGAGUUGCUAAGGUUUUACAAUGUUAUUAAGGUUGAGAUAGGACGUCAGCAUUCUCAGGCGCCUCUGGCAGCCGCUUCAGUCCAUAUAGA